Messenger RNA from Quercus lobata, 3498 nucleotides. Its product is annotated as protein EMBRYO DEFECTIVE 2247. Gene Ontology annotation, cellular component: cytoplasm; cytosol. NCBI's taxonomy places the organism in Eukaryota, Viridiplantae, Streptophyta, Magnoliopsida, Fagales, Fagaceae. Gene Ontology annotation, molecular function: ATP binding; aminoacyl-tRNA deacylase activity; valine-tRNA ligase activity. The coding region runs from base 87 to 3023 and encodes 978 amino acids. The record is from RefSeq and is a predicted model, not a curated record. The transcript is spliced from 27 exons. Gene Ontology annotation, biological process: valyl-tRNA aminoacylation.
CUGCCACUUGAAAAAACGAUAAACCCACUCACUCUCACUCUCACUCUUCUUCACUUCACUGAUUUUCUUUCAAUUCCGUAGAGAAGAUGCUUCAAACGGCAUUGUCCACUGCUCCAACAACUCUCUUAUUCGCUCCAUGCGGUAACAAACUAAGUCCCAUUCUCUUCCCUAAACGACGUCGCUCCCUCACGCUCCUCCCUCGCUGGCAUUUCAAUCGUACCAGACCUAGACCUAAACCUAAACCUAAACCUUUUUCAGCGGUUGCUGCAACAGAGAAUGGUGUGUUUACUUCUCCAGAGAUGGCAAAGUCAUUUGAUUUCACUUCGGAGGAGCGAAUAUACAAUUGGUGGGAGUCUCAAGGGUAUUUUAGGCCAAACUUCGACAGAGGAAGUGUUCCAUUUGUGAUAUCAAUGCCGCCUCCUAAUGUUACUGGUUCACUGCACAUGGGGCAUGCAAUGUUUGUGACUCUUGAGGAUAUUAUGGUUAGAUACCAUCGAAUGAAGGGAAGACCAACACUUUGGCUUCCUGGGACUGAUCAUGCUGGUAUUGCAACUCAGUUGGUUGUGGAAAGAAUGCUUGCAUCUGAAGGAAUCAAAAGGGCUGACUUGAGUAGAGAUGAGUUCACAAAACAUGUUUGGGAGUGGAAAGAGAAGUAUGGUGGAACCAUCACAAAUCAGAUUAGGAGACUUGGUGCUUCCUGUGAUUGGACUAGAGAACACUUCACCCUUGAUGAACAGCUAAGUCGAGCUGUAAUUGAGGCCUUUGUCAGGCUUCACGAGAAAGGCUUAAUCUAUCAAGGGUCUUAUAUGGUAAACUGGUCUCCAAGUUUGCAGACUGCAGUUUCAGAUUUGGAAGUAGAAUAUUCUGAAGAAUCUGGAACUCUUUAUUAUAUCAAGUAUCGUGUUGCUGGAGGUUCAAGGAGUGACUAUUUGACAAUAGCAACAACACGUCCUGAAACUUUAUUUGGUGAUGUAGCUAUUGCAGUGCAUCCAAAGGAUGAUCGGUAUUCUAAGUAUGUAGGUAUGAUGGCAAUUGUGCCUAUGACAUAUGGCCGUCACAUCCCUAUAAUCUCUGACAGGCAUGUUGACAAAGAUUUUGGAACUGGUGUGUUGAAGAUAAGCCCUGGACAUGAUCAUAAUGAUUAUCUUCUUGCUAGAAAGCUUGGUCUCCCAAUACUUAACAUAAUGAACAAGGACGGGACACUUAACAAGGUUGCGGGAUUGUACUGUGGCCUUGAUCGGUUUGAGGCCCGGAAGAAACUAUGGGCAGAACUGGAGGAGACAGGCUUAGCUGUAAAACAGGAAGCGCACACCCUGCGAGUUCCCAGAUCUCAACGUGGUGGAGAAAUUAUAGAGCCACUUGUAAGCAAGCAGUGGUUUGUUACAAUGGAGCCCCUGGCUGAGAAAGCCCUUCGUGCAGUUGAAAGAGGAGAGUUAACCAUCAUUCCUGAAAGGUUUGAGAAGAUUUACAAUCACUGGUUAUCAAACAUUAAGGACUGGUGUAUAAGCAGACAACUCUGGUGGGGACACCGCAUACCAGUUUGGUACAUUGUGGGAAAAGACUGUGAAGAAGAAUAUAUAGUUGCUAGGAGUGCUGAUGAAGCUCUUGAGAAAGCUCGUGCGAAGUAUGGAAACGAUGUAGAAAUCUAUCAAGAUCCAGAUGUUCUUGACACUUGGUUUUCCAGUGCACUAUGGCCUUUUAGUACACUUGGAUGGCCAGAUGUUUCAGAAGAGGAUUUUAGACGGUUUUAUCCAACAACAAUGCUUGAAACUGGGCAUGACAUACUGUUUUUUUGGGUGGCAAGGAUGGUCAUGAUGGGAAUUGAGUUCACGGGGACCAUUCCAUUUUCAUAUGUUUAUCUACAUGGACUCAUCCGAGACUCACAAGGGCGUAAAAUGUCAAAAACACUGGGUAAUGUUAUAGAUCCAAUUGAUACUAUCAAGGAUUUUGGCACUGAUGCUUUACGUUUCACACUUGCCUUAGGAACUCCUGGCCAGGACCUUAAUUUAUCCAUUGAGAGGUUGACUGCAAACAAGGCCUUCACCAACAAAUUGUGGAAUGCCGGCAACUUUUUGUUGCAGAAUUUACCUACUCGGAAUGAUGCAUCUGCUUGGAAAAAUAUAUUGGCUUAUAAGUUUGACAGUGAGGAGUCUCUAAUUGGGAUACCUUUACCAGAACGUUGGGUGGUCUCGAAACUUCAUUUGCUUAUUGACAUGACCACCGCAAGUUAUGAUAAAUUUUUCUUUGGAGAUGUUGGAAGAGAAACAUAUGAUUUCUUUUGGGGUGAUUUUGCUGAUUGGUAUAUUGAGGCAAGUAAAGCUCGCCUUUAUAACUCCAGGGGUCAUUCAGAUUCAUCAGUAGCACAGGCAGUCCUGUUGUAUAUCUUUGAGAACAUACUAAAAUUGCUGCAUCCAUUCAUGCCUUUCGUAACUGAGGAAUUAUGGCAGGCACUCCCUCAAAGGAAAGAAGCUCUUAUGGUCUCUCAUUGGCCACAGACAUCACUUCCAAGACAUGCCAACUCCAUUAAAAAGUUCGAAAAUUUUCAAGCUUUAACUAGAGCAAUCCGGAAUGCUCGUGCUGAAUAUUCUGUUGAGCCAGGGAAGCGUAUAUCUGCAUCCAUUGUUGCAAGUGAAGAAGUCAUCCAAUAUAUAUCUGAAGAAAAGGAGGUUUUAGCACUUCUCUCCCGGCUAGAUGCACAAAAUGUCCAUUUUACAAAUUCUCCUCCAGGGGAUGCAGAACAAUCAGUCCACUUAGUAGCUGGUGAAGGACUAGAGGCGUAUCUCCCUCUUGCUGAUAUGAUUGACAUCUCUGCUGAAGUUGAACGUCUUUCUAGGCGCCUUUCAAAGAUGCAGACUGAGUAUGAUAGACUUAAAGCACGCCUAAGCUCUCCUAAAUUUGUGGAGAAAGCACCGGAGGAUGUUGUCCAUGGGGUCCAAGAAAAAGCAGCAGAAGCAGAAGAGAAAAUAAUUCUCACCAAAAACCGGCUAGCUCUUCUCAAAUCAAGUGUUCUAUUCACAAAAUAGGCUUCAUUAGUGACUGAAUUAUGUCUUUUGAGCCUGAAUCCUCUUGGCAGCAUUGUCACUGGAUAUAUCUCAUUGCUUGUUCAAACUCUAGUUUCUAUCUGUUCAAGAUUGAAGAUUAACACCCUCUUCAUCAUUUAAGCGUUUGGCAGCUACGGAUGUGACAAGCUCCAUACAAAUAUUAGAAAGUCUGCAUUAAUGAAAGCUUCUAUACCUUGCUUCACAUACGAGUUAAAACCAGUGGAUAAUUGGUUGUGAUGGGAUGUCUACACAUUCUUCGUUCCUGUAGUUCCAAAGUUGUGGCCAUGGCCAUGUCAAUGUACAGUUAAUUCACUUCGCAACAUUUUAAUAUACUAGUCGAUGACUUGAUAUCCUGCGUGGUGCAUUUUCAAAAAAUUUGUAAGAAAUAAUCGUAUUAGAGUUCAUCAAUACUCUUCUUUUUAGUCAUGAUUACAUUACGAAGUUUGCUUAAAUUCAA